GCGCUGCGUCUGCUGUCAAUCUCGUCAUCAUCUAAAAAAUUCCGAAAGUUGUUUUGUUGUGAAACAAGAUAAGAAUAGUGGAUUAUAAACAUCCUAAACAUUUCGUCGAACGAUUUAGUGUGCUUAAAAUGCCAUAAUCCACACUGGAUUCCUAUGUGAAACAGUGCCAGAUGUGUAGAAAGUGUUAUGGGCGUACGUUUGAAAAGAAAACCAAAUUAGAGUCUAUUUGGAAAAAAUAUGUGUUCCUCCUCGGUUUUAUCGUUCUUUAGCCAAUGGCGGUUGUGGAUUAGGCCGUUCCUAAUAGCACUUUACGUUAUACUUAUCAUAGUGUUAGUGCCGAUACUUAUAGCGCAUUCGAUAAACAAUGGCUUCAAGAAGUCGGACCAAGGUGCUCUGGUCGGCGGAGGGUUUGUCCUUCUUGCUCUACCCAUCUCAAUCUGGCAGAUAACUCAGCACAUAGUCCAUUACAACAAGCCAAGUUUGCAGAAACACAUCAUUAGAAUAUUAUGGAUGGUGCCAAUUUAUGCAUUAAAUGCGUGGAUAGGCCUGGAGUUCCCUGAACAGUCUAUUUAUGUAGACUCUCUGAGAGAAUGCUAUGAGGCAUAUGUGAUUUACAACUUUAUGAAGUAUUUGUUGAACUAUCUCAAUGAGGAUCAAGAUCUGGAGGCUUUGUUGGAAACUAAACCUCAAGUCUACCACAUAUUUCCAUUAUGCUGUUUGACACCAUGGGAAAUGGGAAGUGAAUUUGUCCACAACUGUAAACAUGGUAUUCUGCAGUAUACUCUGGUCCGUCCAAUCACCACAGUGAUAUCAGUCAUCUGCGAGCUGUGUGGUGUUUACGGGGAGAGUGACUUCAGCCCCAACGUGGCCUUCCCUUACAUGAUUGCCAUCAAUAAUCUAUCACAGUUUGUAGCUAUGUACUGCCUGGUGCUGUUCUAUAGAGCCAACAGAGCAGAACUGAAGCCAAUGAAACCAAUUGGAAAGUUUCUUUGUAUAAAAGCCGUUGUCUUCUUUUCCUUCUUUCAAGGUGUGAUAAUUAAUAUCUUAGUAUACUGUGGAGUGAUAUCUACUAUAUUUGAUAUAUCUGACUCUGACAAAAUAAAGAUUAUAUCUUCUAAGCUACAGGAUUUUCUCAUUUGCAUUGAGAUGUUCUUGGCGGCGAUAGCACAUCACUACAGUUUCUCGUACAAACCAUUCGUGUCGCCGAUGGACUCGUCUCCGUCGUGUCUCGGGUCCUUCCUUGCGAUGUGGGACGUGUCAGAUGUCAAACGAGACAUAUCGGAGCACCUCGGUGUAGUCGGAAGUUCAUUCAGCAGAAGACUACGCGGAAAAUCGAUGUAUCAUAUGGCGCGGGGAUACGACGAAAAUUCAAGAUUGAUGAGUGAUCCACAACCGGUAGCUUCGAGCUCGGCGCCUAACUUAACAGCGGAGAACCCUCCGCCGGUUGAGAUCAGACCCAGUACCUACGGCUCUAUAGACACCACAGCCACUCUCGGCUCCACUAACUCUGAGACAGAACCUCUCAUAGACACCAAGAGAGACGACCCAGCCGCGUGAAUAAGCUUGUGAUAUAUUGGUCCCGAUCCCAACAGACACCUAAUUUUAUUUUAAAUUAUACCCGACAUUUUCUUAUCCACAGAAAAAGAAAGGGACUGAUGAUUGACAACCGUUCAAUUUAAAAAGAAUGAGUGAAUGAACGAAUAACCCGGGCGAAUCA
Pectinophora gossypiella (pink bollworm) is the source of this 1717-nucleotide messenger RNA. Its product is annotated as transmembrane protein 184C. The coding region runs from base 238 to 1557 and encodes 439 amino acids. The record is from RefSeq and is a predicted model, not a curated record. Lineage: Eukaryota; Metazoa; Arthropoda; Insecta; Lepidoptera; Gelechiidae. Gene Ontology annotation, molecular function: transporter activity. The transcript is spliced from 6 exons. Gene Ontology annotation, biological process: transport.